AGCGUGGAGAGGGUCGGAGCUUACCAAACGACCUCAUUCAUUUUGAAAAUAACCUCUAAAAAACCACUGAAACUACGAGGAAAUGCCUUGUCGAAAGGAGAAGUACAUUCUUUUGGAGCAAUCCGUCACCGUUGAUUCGAAAGAGGUGGACGCUCUAGUAACGAAGAUCGGCGAAGCUUUGCAGCUCCACAACAAUGCGGGUGCUAAUCAGAAGACGAUGUCAUGUCUUCACAGCCACAACAGCAACGGUAGCAGCAACGUCAAACAGACUAACAACAACGGUGCGGCAUUGCAUAGGCGGAAUGGAUGCUGUAUUAGACUACGGAAUCGAGGGCUACGGAGCCGGGCCAGCCCUUAUAACAUCCCAGGAUCCAGUGAUCAGGAAUGGGAUCGAUUCAAAUCCUGGAACCGAAAGACAGGUGACGUCUCCACCGACGAGGACGACCCCCAUCAAUUGCUCCAGGAAUUGAUUUUGUCUGGGAAUUUGAUCAAAGAAGCUGUCAGGCGCCUGCAGUUCUCUGCGUCAGAGCGUACGGAUCAUUCAAACUCUGCCGACAAUCUGCAAUGCUAAUGGGACAUGAGGAUAUUACAUGAAAUGCAAUCUUUAUUGAAAUCAACUUUGUGGACGACAGAAUGGAAAUGGUGAAAGAAACGUGUUACCUGGACCGGAGAUAAUUGUUCUAUUUAGCUAUCAGACUGAAAUAUUGAAAAUGAUAACAAUGGCAUGCUAGCUAGCUAGCUCCCUACAUGUGAAUUCUACUAGCUAAUGGCUAGCUCGCUAGCUAGCUCAUACUGUAGCUAGUCUUUUUUUGUUUCAUUUUUUACGAAUUGUUUCAAUUUGCUCAUUUUGUAACUGGUCUUUUAAUAUGAAAUGUCUGGCUAUGUUUAGACUUAUUUCUCAAUGUGUUGGCGUUUGCAAGCUAGCUCACCAGCCAACCCUUUUUCUGGUGUUGGUUAGCUCGCUGGCAACCUUUUGAAAAUAACACUGGCCUUGUUUACAAUCUGAGCUAUCAGGGCACCUACUACCUGUGUUUGUUUUGGUUCGUUAAAUUUGAGAUGGCCCAACCCAAGGUCCCUCUGAGCCUAACUAACUAGCUACUCCUCGAGUUAUAAUACAACGGCGGUGUUUUCCCCAUUGUAUCUGGACUCGUGUGACUAUUCUCCGCCAUUGGCAUGUCGACCUCCAGUGUGGGAAUGGGGGGGGGGGGAGUACUAUUCUCAAGAUUGAACUGACGUUUCUCAGAACGGUGGCCUAAAACAACGGUGGGUGGGACUAUGCUGUGGGGGGAAGGGGUUAGCAGCCACGAAGCUGAAACAAUUUUUGGUGCUUGACUUUUCGAAUUCCGACGUGGGGUUCGGUGGAUUUUGUUUUGCAUUCUGUAAGGUAAUUGACUGUACACUUCGCAACGAAGUAUUUUUUUUAAAAACACGUUUCCUGAUUUUUUCAGGGCUUCGGUGUCUUAGAUUAAUA
Messenger RNA from Megalops cyprinoides (Indo-Pacific tarpon), 1471 nucleotides. RefSeq names its product glycogen synthase kinase binding protein. The record is from RefSeq and is a predicted model, not a curated record. Bases 83 to 571 code for a protein of 162 amino acids. Lineage: Eukaryota; Metazoa; Chordata; Actinopteri; Elopiformes; Megalopidae. Gene Ontology annotation, cellular component: cytoplasm. The transcript has a single exon.